UAUCUUAUUUGCCUAUCAAUUUAUAUUCAAUAUUUUAUUAUAGAUUGAAACACAAAAGUAAUAGCUGAUUAUCCACAAAAAGGUAGGUAGGUGGAAGCAGUCUAUUACCUUGUCAAAGAAGGAUAACCUCUAUAUGGAUGCCAUGGAGACAGCCUCACAAUCUGGUGAUCAUGAACUUGCGGAGGAGUUGCUCGUUCAUUUAAUUGAUCAGCUUUCCGAGGCAAAGAAACGAGAACGGGCCUUUACGAAUAGGGAAUGCUGGAAUCAGUUGCACUUAAUGGGAAAAGCCAAGAAUUUGCUUCAAUAUAUGUUCAACUUGGUCAUGCUAGGUGCUUUAUUUGACGUCAAUAGUUUUUUCUCUGCUAUCAGAAGAUUAAUGACUUUUAUUAGAAAAUAGUUAUGUAGGAUAUAAUAUUUUAGUUUUUCAUAGUUUAUUAGUAAUAAAUUCUAAGUGGUCUAAUGUAUAUUUUGAUAUGGACAUGCUUAAUUUAGUGUGAGAUGUAUGAAUAUUCAAUUAUGAUCAUUCCAAUAUUUUUAGUUCA
Messenger RNA from Arachis ipaensis, 542 nucleotides. The record is from RefSeq and is a predicted model, not a curated record. NCBI's taxonomy places the organism in Eukaryota, Viridiplantae, Streptophyta, Magnoliopsida, Fabales, Fabaceae.